AUGCAGACUUUUGUACCCAGAGAUGGGCCACAAAAUGAGACAACACCCAGUGAGGAUAUGGAAAAGGAACAUAGAAAAGGACAUAGAAAUGCAACAUUGCUGACAGAUUUGAUUCUCACAGGACUCACAUAUGAACCACAGUGGCAAAUCCCCCUGUUCCUGGUGUUCUUGGUUAUCUAUCUUCUCACCAUGGUGGGGAACCUUGGUCUAAUUGCUCUCAUAUGGAAUGACCCUCAGCUUCACAUCCCCAUGUACUUUUUCCUUGGGAGUUUGGCAUUUGUGGAUGCUUGGAUAUCAUCCACAGUAUCCCCCAAGAUGCUGGUCAAUUUCUUUGCCAAGUNCCAAAACCAAAAUGAUAUCUCUUUCGUUUCAGAAUGCAUGAUACAAUUUUUUUCCUUUGUAAUCAGUAUAACCACAGAAUGUUUUCUGCUGGCAACAAUGGCAUAUGAUCGCUAUGUGGCCAUAUGCAAACCAUUACUUUAUCCAGUCAUUAUGUCCAAUACACUCUGCAUCCGUCUGUUAGUUUUGUCACUUUUAGGUGGCCUUCUUCAUGCCAUAAUGCAUACUUCCUUUUUAUUCAGAUUAUCGUUCUGCAAUUCCAUCAUAGUACAUCACUUUUACUGUGACAUUAUACCAUUGCUUAAGAUUUCUUGUACUGACCCUUCUAUCAAUUAUCUGAUAGUGUUCAUUUUUGCUGGGUCAAUACAGAUGUUCACCAUUCUUACAGUUCUUGUCUCCUAUACACUAGUUCUCUUUACAAUCUUAAAAAAGAAGUCUCUACAAGGCAUAAGGAAAGCCUUUUCCACAUGUGGAGCCCAUCUCUUAUCUGUCUCUUUAUACUAUGGUGCUCUUGUCUUCAUGUAUGUGCGCCCCGUAUCUACACAAUCAGAAGAUCAAGAUAUGAUGGACUCUCUAUUUUACACUGUCAUAAUUCCUUUGUUAAAUCCAAUUAUCUACAGCUUGAGAAAUAAGAAAGUCAUAGAUUCAUUGAGAAAGAUAUUAAAGAGAAAUUCUUAG
This is a messenger RNA of Ailuropoda melanoleuca (giant panda), 1017 nucleotides long. Its product is annotated as olfactory receptor 5H2. Gene Ontology annotation, biological process: G protein-coupled receptor signaling pathway. Lineage: Eukaryota; Metazoa; Chordata; Mammalia; Carnivora; Ursidae. Gene Ontology annotation, cellular component: membrane. The record is from RefSeq and is a predicted model, not a curated record. Gene Ontology annotation, molecular function: G protein-coupled receptor activity; olfactory receptor activity.